Molecule: messenger RNA, 444 nt
Organism: Oikopleura dioica
Lineage: Eukaryota; Metazoa; Chordata; Appendicularia; Copelata; Oikopleuridae
Source: the annotation of a GenBank genome assembly
AUGGCCCCCUGGUUCGUUGCCUCAGUAAGAGCGGGAGACUACGCCUACAAAAAGCACGAUGCAAGAGUUAACCUCUUCAACGGAUACCAGUACCAGCUAGAGCAGAUUCGGACUUCGAAGUUUUAUAGCGGCUACAAAACUAAGUUAACAAGGAAACAGUGGGCCGACACGAGACCAUCCUUGGAGGAAUUACUGAGCGCAACAUCGAAAGUCUUUCCUCUCUUCCGAACCACCUCCAUGUCGUCGAUCGAGAGAUGUAUCUUGCUAUCAACUCAGGACAACUUGAAAUAUGAAUUCCUACACAACAUCGGAGAAACACUGAGAGAAACUCUCGAAAUGGAAGAAAAAUACGUAAAAUUACAAACUAAGAUGACAACGCACAUUCACUUAGACUGCUAUACUUUCGCCCAAGAGGCAAACCUCUCAGCACCUGUCCUCGACUAA